This is a messenger RNA of Asparagus officinalis (garden asparagus), 2550 nucleotides long. RefSeq names its product DEAD-box ATP-dependent RNA helicase 29-like. Gene Ontology annotation, cellular component: nucleus. Lineage: Eukaryota; Viridiplantae; Streptophyta; Magnoliopsida; Asparagales; Asparagaceae. Bases 28 to 2136 code for a protein of 702 amino acids. The transcript is spliced from 12 exons. The record is from RefSeq and is a predicted model, not a curated record. Gene Ontology annotation, molecular function: RNA helicase activity; ATP binding; RNA binding.
GGGAAGACGGCGGCUUUUCUUGUUCCGAUGCUUCAGAAGCUGAGGGAGCACGCGCCCGGAGCUGGGGUCAGGGCGCUGAUAUUGUCGCCGACGAGGGAUUUGGCCAUUCAGACCUUGAAGUUCACUAAAGAGCUCGGCAGAUACACUGACCUUUGCACUAGCCUUUUGGUUGGUGGAGAUAGCAUGGAAGACCAAUUCGAAGAGUUGGCACAUAAUCCUGACAUUAUUAUUGCGACCCCUGGUCGGCUCAUGCAUCAUCUCGCUGAAGUUGAUGGAAUGUCUCUCCGCACUGUAGAAUAUGUUGUGUUUGAUGAAGCUGAUAGUCUCUUUGGCAUGGGGUUUGCUGAGCAAUUACACAAGAUCCUUCUGCAGCUAAGUGAAACUCGACAAACUUUACUCUUUAGUGCCACCUUGCCUAAAGCCCUCGCUGAAUUCGCUAAGGCCGGUCUCCGUGAUCCAGAGCCCGUGUAUCUUAAUGAGGGAAUUAGCCCUGAUCUUUCACUAGCAUUCUUAACUGUGCGCCCUGAAGAGAAAAUUGCUGCCUUGCUGUAUUUAGUGAGGGAGCAAAUCGGUUUGGACCAACAGACGCUGAUCUUUGUUGCUACAAAGCAUCAUGUUGAGUUUCUUAAUGUUCUGUUUAGAGAAGAAAAUAUUGAGCCUUCUAUUUCAUAUGGUGAGAUGGAUCCAGAUGCUCGAAAAAUCAAUGUCUUAAGGUUUAGAGCUAGGAAGACUAUGCUGCUUAUUGUGACGGAUAUUGCUGCGAGGGGUAUUGAUAUUCCAUUGCUUGAUAAUGUUGUAAAUUUUGAUUUCCCUUCAAAUCCUAAAAUGUUCGUCCAUAGAGUGGGUCGAGUAGCUCGAGCGGGUAGGACUGGUACAGCCUAUUCGUUUGUCACACCAGAGGAUAUGCCUUAUCUAUUAGACCUCCAUCUCUUUCUCUCGAAGCCUCUUCGACCUGCUCCAACAGAGGAAGAGGUCCUUCAGGACAUGGAAAGAGUAUAUUCAAGAAUCGAUCAGGCACUUGCAAACGGAGAAACAGUAUAUGGACGGUUUCCCCAGACUGUUAUAGAUCUUGUUUCUGAUAGAGUUCAAGAUAUAAUUGAUGCAUGCACUGAAUUGAUAACAUUGCAAAAAUCAUGUACAAAUGCGUUUCGCUUAUAUACAAAGACUAAAGCUGCACCUUCAAGGGAGUCUAUAAGAAGAACAAAGGAUUUGCCUCGUGAAGGGAUGCAUCCAAUGUUUAGAAGCUUACUGGGAUCCAAUGAGUUGACAGCACUUGCAUUUUCUGAACGUUUGAAAGCAUUUAGACCAAAUCAGACUAUUCUAGAGGCUGAAGGGGAAGCUGCUAGAUCAAAGCAUUCACGAGGUCCAAAUCAGUGGCUUGAUGUGAUGAGGAAAAAAAGAGCAAUUCAUGAGGAGGUGAUCAAUAAGGUGGAGCAGAAGCGAUCUACAGAUCAACAGAAGGAAGUGAAUCAAAAAAGCACGCCGUCAAAUGACUGGGAUAAGAAAGAAAUUUGCGGUCUAAAGAGAAAGAUACAGAGUUUUAAGGAUGAGGAGUACUAUAUAAGUUCCAUCCCAACAAAUCAACAUUUGGAGGCAGGGUUAUCAGUUAAGGGCAAUGAAGGUUUUGAAUCAAACAGAUUGGAUGCUGCAGUUCUUGACCUCGUUGCUGAUGAUAGUUCUGGUUUGCAAAAGCAAAAAUCGAGGUAUCAUUGGGAUAAGAAAGGCAAAAAGUACAUUAAGCUGAAUAAUGGGGAUCAUGUCACAGCUGCAGGAAAGAUCAAGACAGAAAGUGGCGCAAAAGUAAAGGCUGGUAAAACAGGCAUAUACAAGAAGUGGAAGGAACGUUCUCAUAGACAGAUUUCACUUGAAGGGAAGAAUGUUUCUGACGAGGGAACUUCUCGUGCAGGCGGUCACCAAGCAAGAGGAGGAAACAAAUGGCAGUUCAAGGGAGGAAAGAAUCGUCGUUCAGUGCCAAAUGCCAAUGUGCCAUCCGAGAUUAGAGACCCUGAGCAAGUGCGAAAAGAGAGACAACAAAAGGCUAAUCGGGUGGCUCGCAUGAAGAGCAAACCCUCAAAGGGCAAAAAAUUGGGGAAAAAAGGAAAUUCCCAAAAGGGGAAGGGGAAGAGGAAACAAUGAAGAAUUUAUGCAUCCCUUGGAAGGUUUUUGAGCCGCACAAAAAGUUCUUAAUUGCAUAAAAAUCUUCAGGAAGGGAUGAGGAAAAUUUUGCUCCUCUAUGCUUCCCGCAAAUUGUUGUAUUUUUUCUUGUGUUGAAUGUCUGUUGUCUUGUAUUUUUCUUGUUUUAUUAAUUUUGGUAUAUUUUACUAUGGAGAUGUUCCAUCAUUAUUUAUGAUGUGCAUCGGUGUUUGAUGCUAAUUUUUGCGGUGGUCUUGAGCUAAUUUGUUGAUGCAAGUGUAAGUGUGUGUUCUUCCCCCAGUAUGCGUGACUGGUGAUUGUCUCCAGUGAGUUUUUAGAUGAUAUGUAAUUUUUCUGGCAUCUUUACGUUUAACUUCAUUAUUUUUAUGGAUAUUGGAGGGCUUUCAAUGAAAAUCA